Naegleria lovaniensis is the source of this 711-nucleotide messenger RNA. RefSeq lists its product as uncharacterized. The record is from RefSeq and is a predicted model, not a curated record. Bases 1 to 711 code for a protein of 236 amino acids. Gene Ontology annotation, molecular function: DNA-binding transcription factor activity. The transcript has a single exon. Gene Ontology annotation, biological process: regulation of DNA-templated transcription. NCBI's taxonomy places the organism in Eukaryota, Heterolobosea, Eutetramitea, Acrasida, Naegleriidae.
AUGUUUGUGGCAAGUGUUUCUCCCUCAUCAUCACCAGCCUCAACAACAGAUACUCAUCCUUUUCCGCAAACACAAUACCCACUACAUGGAUUCACUUACAGCUCAGUACCUCUUCCCGGUUACAAUCCGCCAUCAUCUGUGAUGUACAAUAACCCUUUCGGAAAUUAUUUUCCUCCGUUCCCUCAUCAAGGCCAACAUUAUUAUACCUCUCCAAAUUCAAGUAGUGGCAGCAAUUUGAUGGAGAAGAGCAAUGUUUUACUGAGCGACGGAGGCUCUAACAGUGAAUCUGAAUGUAAGGUCAUCCUGCCCGAAAGCCAUUCAGAUCCUAAAAAGAAUGUAUUAUCGGCAAUGCCAAUCAAAAAAAGAGCUCUAAGCAAUGUCGUGAAGAAACCUCUUGAGGAAAGUAAGCAAAAUGAGGAACCACCUGCUACUAGUACGAAUGUUGAAGUUAAAAAGAAGCAGCCUAGAACUAAAGACUCUCCAACAAAAUCAGACGAAAGUGAAAAGAAGCGAAAAAAAGUACGAGACGAAAAUGAAGAGUUGAAAAAGAAGGAGAGGAGACUCGUUCGUAACCGUCAAUCAGCACAAGCAUCUAGAGAAAGAAAGAAGCAAUACAUUCAAAGCUUGGAAGCAAAAGUGGCAGAAUUGGAAAACAAAGUUCGUGAGCUGGAAGAGGAAAACAUUGAACUCAAAAAGAAACAAAAACCUUGA